Messenger RNA from Microthlaspi erraticum, 387 nucleotides. The record is from the annotation of a GenBank genome assembly. NCBI's taxonomy places the organism in Eukaryota, Viridiplantae, Streptophyta, Magnoliopsida, Brassicales, Brassicaceae.
AUGUCGAUAUGGAUCGUUUUAGCUUGCAUGGUGACAUCAUGGAUCUUCUUGCACCGACGGGGACAAAGGAACAAGAGCUGUCCAAAGACAUGGCCUUUGGUUGGAGCAGCGAUCGAGCAGUUAACCAAUUUUGACCGCAUGCACGAUUGGAUCGUUGAGUAUCUUUACGACUCAAGAACCGUAGUUGUCCCAAUGCCAUUCACCACUUAUACAUACAUAGCAGAUCCUAUUAACGUUGAACACGUCCUCAAAACCAAUUUCUCCAACUACCCAAAGGGAGAGACAUAUCAUUCGUAUAUGGAAGUUCUUUUGGGAGAUGGGAUAUUCAAUUCAGAUGGAGAGCUCUGGAGGAAACAGAGGAAAACCGCGAGUUCAGAAUGCAACUAG